UGGGCGCAUGGCACGCGCCACGGAGCCCGAGCGGCGGCUCCUGGCCGUCUACACCGGUGGGACCAUCGGGAUGCGCAGCGAGGGCGGAGUGCUGGUGCCUGGUAAGGGUCUGACCACGGUCCUGAGGUCGCUGCCCAUGUUUCACGACUCGGAGUACGCCCAGGCCCGAGGACUCGCAGAGGACACCCUGGCAUUGCCGCCCGCCAGCCCCGGCCAGAGGAUCAUCUACACUGUCCUAGAGUGUCAACCGCUCUUCGACUCCAGCGACAUGACCAUCACUGAGUGGGUCCAGAUUGCACAGACCAUAGAGAGACACUAUGAGCAGUACCACGGCUUUGUGGUCAUCCAUGGCACUGACACCAUGGCCUUCGCCGCAUCAGUGCUCUCGUUCGUCCUGGAGAACCUGCAGAAGCCCCUCAUCCUCACCGGUGCCCAGGUGCCCAUCCAUGCACUAUGGAGCGAUGGCCGAGAGAACCUGCUGGGAGCCCUGCUCAUGGCCGGCCAGUAUGUGAUACCCGAGGUGGGCCUCUUCUUCCAGAACCAGCUGUUCCGGGGCAACCGUGUGACCAAGGUGGAUGCGCGAAGGUUCGCGGCCUUCUGCUCCCCAAACCUGCCCCCGCUGGCCGUCGUGGGUACCGAUGUCAUCAUCAACCAGGAGCUUGUGCGGAGGAUACAUGGGAAGGACACGCUGGUGGUACACAGCAACAUGGAGCGAGACGUGGGCCUACUGCGCCUGUAUCCUGGGAUCCCCGCAGCCCUGGUGCGAGCCUUCCUGCAGCCCCCCCUCAAGGGCGUGGUCAUGGAGACCUUCGGCGCAGGCAACGGACCCACCAAAGCUGACCUGGUGCAGGAGCUCAAGGAAGCAUCGGAGCGGGGCCUCAUCCUGCUCAACUGCACCCACUGUCUGCAGGGCACGGUCACUGCAGACUAUGCUGCCGGCAUGGCCAUGGCAGGGGCCGGCAUCAUCUCUGGCUUCGACAUGACGUCUGAGGCUGCGAUGGCCAAGCUGUCCUAUGUGCUGGGCCUGCCUGGGCUGAGCCUGGAGGGUCAGAAAGAGCUGCUGGCCCAGGACCUGCGGGGAGAGAUGACCCGGCCUGUAAGUGCUGAGUGCCGACCCUCCCUGCAAGGCGGCCCACUGCGUCUGGGGCUUGCCCACCUGCUCAGCCUCAGCCAGGAAGCCGCUGCGGUCCGGGAUGCCCUGAUGCCCAGCCUGGCCUGUGCUGCAGCGCAUACGGGUGACCUAGAGGCGCUACAGGCACUGGCAGAGCUGGGCAGUGACUUGAGUCUGGGAGGCGCAGAUGGCUGGACGCCCUUGCACGCGGCUGCCCAGGGAGGCCACACCAGCACCGUGGCCCUGCUGCUGCAGAGCGGGGCAGAUGCCAACGCACGCUCCGAUGGUGGCCUCAGCCCACUGCAGCUGGCGGCUCGGGGCAGGCACAGGGGGGUCAUCAGCCUGCUGCGGGCAGCAGGGGCCUGCCUUUCCCCCCAGGAACUGGAAGACAUGGGCACUGAGCUGUGCAGGCUGGCAUCCAGGGCAGACUCGGAAGGCCUGCAGGCGUGGUGGCAAGCAGGCGCUGACUUAGGCCUGCCUGGCUACGACGGUCAAAGUGCCCUACACAUUGCAGAGGCUGCGGGGAACCUGGAGGUGGUCUCAGUCCUGCGAGGCCUGCUGGGAACAGAGUCCAAUGCCCAGGACCCUGGGCGGGCCCUUUAUGACUGACCACGUAGCACUGGGACCCUGAAUUUGUGGCCCCGAAGUUCUUUCUUCAGACCUGCCAGACUCCUGCAGACACUCCCAGGACUCUGGGGCGCCCAGGAAGUGCUGCUCCAAGUCUCCCCCGAAAGAUCUGGAGCAUCAGCCUGGCCUGGGCCUGUCUGGACCUGCAGAGCCUCUGCUGGGCAGCGUCUUCUGGCCAGGCCUGCGGGCUCAGGGCACUGUGGCAAUAAAGUGUCCAGACGC
Molecule: messenger RNA, 1960 nt
Organism: Suncus etruscus (white-toothed pygmy shrew)
Lineage: Eukaryota; Metazoa; Chordata; Mammalia; Eulipotyphla; Soricidae
Gene: ASPG
Product: asparaginase
Exons: 16
Coding region: 8-1720 (570 amino acids)
Biological process (GO): amino acid metabolic process
Molecular function (GO): asparaginase activity; protein binding
Source: RefSeq, a predicted model, not a curated record